Molecule: messenger RNA, 498 nt
Organism: Fonticula alba
Lineage: Eukaryota; Rotosphaerida; Fonticulaceae
Exons: 3
Coding region: 1-498 (165 amino acids)
Source: RefSeq, a predicted model, not a curated record
AUGUCUGACUUCUGCAGCCCCCGCGCCAGCGCCACCCCCCUGGACAAGAUGGUGUCCGAGUGGCUGGACGCGACCCUGAAGUACGGGUACUACGCCCUGUCGGUGGACUCGAGGCUUGAGAUGGAGGACAUGUACGAGCAAAUUUGGGACGCGCUGGCGCAUGCGCUCGGCAUGAUGCCCUCCGGGGUGGAUCCGACGGCCUUUCUGUUCGGGGCCCUGCGCAAGCGCCUGGUGCUCCUGGGCGGCCAGGAGCACCAGGCCGGGGUGCUGGCCGAGCGGAUUGCCACCUACUAUGUGUCGUUCGUUUCGAGGCCGGAGCCGGCCCGGAUCGGCGACACCUUUGUCGACUACUUCUCGGACAUGGAGGACCUGUCGUGCUCGGACGAGGAGUAUGAUUGCUUCGGCUGGUACGAGGAGGAUGCCGGCCGGCAGCCGGGGGAGGGGGGGAGGGGCGCGUGGCCGUGUCGCCGGGCCGGGAGGGCGUGUCGGCGUCGCUGA